Messenger RNA from Aedes aegypti (yellow fever mosquito), 1549 nucleotides. RefSeq lists its product as uncharacterized. The coding region runs from base 164 to 1465 and encodes 433 amino acids. Gene Ontology annotation, molecular function: RNA binding. NCBI's taxonomy places the organism in Eukaryota, Metazoa, Arthropoda, Insecta, Diptera, Culicidae. Gene Ontology annotation, cellular component: ribonucleoprotein complex. The record is from RefSeq and is a predicted model, not a curated record. The transcript has 5 exons.
AAGUGGGUGCGCUAUUAACUUCCCUCCAUUUUGAGACACCUUGUCAAUGUUUGUUUUUAUUUGAUUCUGUCAGUCAGUCUGGGGUUGUGUGUAAACACUCUUGUUUUUAAAAAGUGUGAAUUGGAGAACGGAACGUGCCUGAAAGAAAGAAAAUUGCUACACCAUGGAUGCAGCGGUUUCUUCCAGCACCGAUCGCAGCCUGCAGCAGAAUCCGGCCGUUCGGCGUCGUCAAAUGCGGCAGAAGGUUUUGAAUCGCAUCCGGAAGGUCAACAUCAAGAACAAGGGAGCGAAAAGCUUCUAUUACUUCACGUACGAAACUGUGGCGGCGGACGGCAAGAGCAAAACCUCCGGAUCUACCGCUUCGACCUACUUUUUCAAUGGGGAACCCUGCGAAGGAGACGAACAGUUCCUGAAGCAAAUGAAACGCAGCGUGUUCGUAACUAAUGUAGCCGCCGGAACAAGAAAAUCGGAAAUCAAGGAACUGUUUGACCGGUAUGGUAAAAUAGAGAGUAUCCAACUGAAGGCCAGAAACGGCGAAACCAUCGUUGGACGACAGCACAUUUCUCCGUACAGUCCAAUCGUUGCCAUCGUGAAGUUCAGCAAAAAGGAAGAGGCUGAACACGCAUGCGAGACGAAGGAUGGGAAAUAUCAGGCAAAGUUGGUCGAUUUGCGGUCCAAUUAUGAAAAAGAGAACUGCAUUCGCGUCGACAAUGUAGAUCCUAAGGCAACAAAAACGGAAUUGCGAGAGUACUACAACCAUUUUGGAACGAUUCUCGGUGUUUCGCUGGAGACAAAUGACGGCUCUUUGAUACUGACCGACAAGGAAUAUCAAAAACUGAGUUACGUUUGCUGCUACAUUCGCUUAAGUCGCAGAAGUGAGGCCAAGGCUGCGCGAGAGAUGCAUGAGUACAUUUUUCGGGAUAGGAAGCUUAGGGUGGAACUGGCCUAUCAGAAACAUUGCGAUCCCAACAAAUUGAGCAACAACGUUUUACGAAUGUUUUUCCAAAACGUCGGCAAUGUGGUUGCCCUUGACCAGAUUCCCCACCAGCACAUGGGCUAUGUGUGCUACAAGCAUCCUCUGGCACCGGAAACGAUCAAAAGACUGAAUCAGCGGGUUUACCGCAACAAGAAAAUCCACUUCGAAAAGCUAGACAUCGGCAACUUGGUCAAGAAGCAGACCAAGUCCGGUGGCGAUGCCAUGGACAUUGGCACCAGCAGUAUUCAGGACACAUCUAGCGCUUCAGUCUCAAAUCUGGCAGCGUCGAUGGCGUCGUCGGGAGCAGGACCUACCGCCAAGAAAACGAAAAUGAAGAACCUGCAGAAGAAAAUGGCCAACGCCAGCGGAUCGGUGGCAUCGCCUGCGGGAGCGCCGAAAAAGAAAAUACCCAGGAAGAGUGUCGGAGCAGGGGCCAAGACCAAGGCAAGCGAUAAAGCCGCCAAGGCCACAAAAGACGAGAUGGCGUAAUGAUAACAGUUUGAAUCUUGUAUGAAUUUAAUACGAUUUAAGUUUUUUGAACAAUAGAAUUCCGUUUUACGUCAGUGUACAAUA